This is a messenger RNA of Schistocerca piceifrons (Central American locust), 7601 nucleotides long. RefSeq names its product zinc finger protein 665-like. The record is from RefSeq and is a predicted model, not a curated record. The transcript has 9 exons. The coding region runs from base 167 to 2968 and encodes 933 amino acids. Lineage: Eukaryota; Metazoa; Arthropoda; Insecta; Orthoptera; Acrididae.
UGGAGGCAUUGUUGUCACAUUUUGCUAUGGGUCUCAUGAGUUUCGUUUACAAGUUAAUUUUCUAGUAUAUUAAACAUUAUGAUGGCGCUAUAAACGGAGACAUUGGCUUUGGUACAGCUUUACUGAGGCUGUGCUGAGAAACCUGGUUUCGGAGGUGGUAUGACAGAUGAUGGAUGACGACACAAGAUCACAAGAACUGUUGGACAGUGUUGACAUCUCACAGUUACGACCUGAUGGGAAACUUAAUACAUCAGUUGCACCACCUUCCCUCAAGGUUGAUGAAGAUGGAUGUGCAGUUAUUGCACCACCUGUUACGCAGUAUGUCAACAUACACAGGUUGGCUGAACCUUCUCUUGGUGCUGUUGGGGGUAAGGGGGGAACAGGCGGUGGUGUCCCUUCGGACUGCGGGCCUACUGGCCUUGACCUGGUUCCUCAUCAUGUUGUGCAUAAUGGACUUGUGGUUGACAUGAUGGUACCGGGAAGUGCUGGUGAAUUUGUGGCACAUGGUGCAGCUGGCUACCUUCCUCCUGUGGGUGACCAUUAUGAUGAAGAUGUCUUACUGACGGAAGAUGAUCGUCGCCUUGCAGCAGCCCUCGUUGCUGUACAGAUUGCUCAGCAGCAGAAGCAUCAUGGAAAUGUGGGCAGCAGUCAUCAUGGUUUGCCUCACCCCCAGGAAUUAGGCCUAGUUACUGUUAAUGGUGCCCUGCCGUGCCUUACUAAGGUUCCUGAUCAUCAUAAUGGAAGCAGCGUACCUAUGUCACCAGACCGUGCUGCUGUAGUUCAGGGGUACAUACAGACAGCAGGUGUAGUUGUUGAUGAUGACCAGGAGCACCAACUAUUGACUGAACAGGGUGAUCGUAUCUUAAAAUUGUACCAUCAAGCAGAGCAAGCUGCUGCAUCUGCUCCUUCUACAACGACAGUACAGACACGUCGCCACCAUGUGCAGGCAAUACAACACGAGCUUCCGAGGUCACCGAGAGAUGAAUUGAAGGAAGAAUAUGACAUAAAAAGUGAGGAAGAUGAGAGUGGAGAUGAGCAGGCAUUAGAUCAAGAAGCAGACAUUGAUGCUGGAUCUGGUUCUUCUGAUUAUGGCACAGGUCGUGCUUCUCGUCGCAGUCUUCCUCAUAAGAAGCGCAUACCACGCAAACUGAAACAGCAACAGCAGCAGCACCAGCACCAGCAACAGGUGCAGCACCAGCAGUCCCAGAAAUCAUCAUCAUCUCCGUCUCGCAGUUUAUCAGCACGCCAUUAUAAGUGCAAUCGAUGUGGUGCACAAUUUAAUUCACAGUCAUCACUGGCCUCUCAUCGACAAAUGGCGCAUCAUUCUCAAGCCUUCAGUUGUGAACUGUGUGGCCGUGUCUUCACGCAUCAGAUUAAAUUUUUUGAGCAUCUGAAAUCACAUUAUGAACCUUUAUCUGCUACUAGCACUGUAAUGGAUGAAGAAGCCACAGACCAUGUUGAUGAACCAGAUGUACCACAAGAACAGGAUGAGUCGCAAGUAAAACUUGAACCACUUCGUCCUGUCGCACCUAACAGUUCCUCAACAGCUGUACCUGUGUCAUUGCCUCAGUCUCCUCCAACACCAGUGUACAGUUGUCCACACUGUGGGAAGACAUUUCGGCGCCAGAAGGUUCUUGAAACACACAUCAGUCAGACCCAUCCGAAACAAGAAGAGAUUGAAUUCAGUGAUCCAGAAGAUCUUAUGGAAGGCAUUCGUGAUGUGGUGAAUGUGACAGCAGCUGCAGAUGACGCAGAUCCAUCCAAUGUUGUGAAAGGUGGCCCAAGCUGGUACCACCAUGUUGGCAGUGGUGAUUGGUACCGUGAAGAUGAACUGACAGCAGCUGAGGCAGAUCUUCAUGAAAUUGAAGACUCUUUGGCGUGUGAAUUGUGUGGUGAUGUUUUCACAAGCAAAGAAUUGGUGGCAGAACAUGUACGCCGUGAUCAUCUCGACAUGCCUCCACCGCCCCCACCAGAUGCUCACAGUGAUCCAGAUGGUGAAGCUGAAGCAGAUGGAGAGGAUCCAGACAAUCCCCCAGCACCAGAUCCUGGUCCUGCCAACGAGACUUCUGCCCCCGCAUCAAACAGCACAACAGGUGGAAAGCGAAGACCCAAGAGAUCACGAAGAGAACUUCAGUUAACGUGCCCUGAAUGCUUUAGGAGAUUUAAUCACCGAAACUCUUUGGUAUAUCACCUUCGAUCACAUUCUGGUGAAAGGCCGCACCAAUGUGAAGUCUGUGGAAAGAGUUUCUUUGCUGCAAGUGCACUAAAGGUACAUAUGCGGCUGCAUUCGGGUGAUAAGCCUUACAAGUGUGAAUACUGCGGUCGUCACUUUCGACAGUGGGGUGAUUUGAAGUACCAUUGCAUAUCAAUACAUUCGGAAGAAAAGAAUUACCAGUGUGAAUACUGUGGGAAAGACUUUGCCCGAAAAUACUCUCUCAUUGUGCAUAGACGUAUUCAUACUGGCGAGAAAAAUUACAAGUGUGAAUUUUGUGGGAAAAGCUUCCGUGCCUCCUCAUACCUUCAGAAUCAUAGACGGAUUCACACAGGUGAGAAGCCACAUCCAUGUAAUGUGUGUGGCAAGCCAUUCCGUGUUAGAUCAGACAUGAAGCGACAUCUCAACACGCACAAUCGAGAACGACACAGAAGUAAUGGGGCUCGUAUUGCGGCCUCCUCAGCUACAGAGGAUCAGUUGAAGGUUGAAGAAGCAGAAGUAGUUAGUGGCUUGAGCCACACAGUUUCUGUGGAACAUCAAACAGCCACACAGCAGUCACUGAGCACAGUUGCUGAAAUAUCCGUGCAGGAUGCUGCUCCUCCAGAUAGCCUUUUGCCGGAAGAAACAGGUGGCUCAGGUUUGCGGCACAGUGCACUGGGCGCUGCUGCUGAGGAAGUUCUUUACCACACCAGGGACACACUGGAUGCUGUCCGUGAUUCAAGCACACUUUAUGUUUGGCCGAUCUAUAUGAGUUAGCACAACCACUUAGCAUUCAGGCUGGUGCCUACUCGCUGAUAAUUGACUGAUUUGAUUGUGAUUGCCCGGUGUAACAGAGAAGACUUAAUUAGAAUGACACGGGUUUUGUACAAAGCUGUCGAACUCAGGUGGUUGAAUGGGAUUCAAUUUGUCUGUAUUUCCAUGUCUGGGCUUCUGUGCUGUGUUGUGUUGUGAAUGAGAAACAGUAUUUUGUACUGCAAGACUGGAAUAUCAUUUAAAUAAUAUUUAUAUAAAUUGCAUCUAUGACUGUCCCCAGACAGAUUUUACCUGUUUGGGAGUUCUGAAUGGUAUUGCUGGAGAUAACCCAGCAUUCUCAGAUAUUACUAGCUUGAGAUAUUUUUUCUGGUCUGAAUUGUCAGUACUAUUCUCACCAUGGUUGUAAUUGGAAUGUACAAUAGAGAGUUCUGGAAGAGAUUUUCAGUACUUGUUAAUGUGCAGAUUGCUGGUUUCUGCUGUAUUACAUUUAGAGGGAUGUGGUGAAGCAAGGUGCGAGAUAUGCGGACUGGAUUUGGAAGUGAUGAAAUGGAAGUCUUCCUUAAGUAGCUUAUGACUGUUAAGAUGUUGAAUGCUUGUGGCAUUUGUGCUGUGUACCACUAAUUGUUUGCUUGUGCUAAUGAGGAUUGAAUCAUUGUUUGUUAAUUGUGUAUAUGUUUUUAUACUGUGUAUCUUUGGUAUUCUAGAGUUCUGAAAUAACUGAUCAUUGUAUGGAAUUGAAAAUCCAGUAAGUAAUACUCAGCAGCUAUUGGGAUACAUUUUAGGAUUAAGCACAAAGCAAGUUCUAAGGUUUCACUAUUUUUUUAAGAACCUUUACAUAUACUUACAUCUGUAUCAAAAUUGAAGCAUUCCACUGCAAAUUUUAUGUAAUAUAAUAAUGAUUGUGUAUGUUUGUACUGUGUAUGAAUUUUGUUGUGAGCCUGCAAGUUCAGCUACAAGAAUGUGUGCUGAUACUAUAUUAAAGAGUUGAAUUACGUACUAAAGCGAGAAAAUAUUUUUCUGCUUAUGUCUUAGGUAUUGUGAUUAUUUAUCUGUACCUACAUUGAGACUGAAAUAAUAGUUUUAAUUAUUUAGUUUUGAGUGCUUUUGUCCAUUUUUCAGAAUGAAGAGAUUGUAGCUAUGUUAUAUAAUAUUUUUCAGUAGUAAUCUCUUCUGCAUCCCUUUUUGGACAGAUUGCCUUAAGACAUUGCUGUGUUUUAUAAAUGGAAGCAGUAGAUGCACAUAUGAAUGGAUCCAGAAAAUAAGUCUUUAAUUUUAUUGUUAUCUUAACAUGAGAAAUAGGGAAUGAUUGUGUGAUGAUUGGUGCAGAUUGUUGUAAAAUUAUUGUGUGACCAGACAUUCUGCAUAGACAUUUAUUUUUCUUAAAUAUCUUUUACAUAUUUGUUCUAGAUAUUGUGUCAUUACAUUUCUACCUUUAUCUGAUUGCAGAAUGCAUCUUAUGUACACUGUUUCUCCCUGUCACUGCGUCUUAAGAAUUUACAGAUAUUUAAUGCUAGAACUAUUCUUAUCUCUAUGAUUCAAUUCAGUCUUCUUCUUUAUCACCUAUAUGCUACUUUUAGUUUUAAUGAAUAGGAAAUGUGGAAUGAUAUAUAGUAGUUUAUGCAAACUAUUUCAUAGACUUUAGCAGAUACUGUUCAUUGUUUUCGUGGCUGUACAUUUUGGUUUGUGACUACAGGUGCAAAAUCAGAGGAUAAUUUAUUGGGAAUAUUGAAAAUAGAAUUUAAAAAAAUUGGUUUUCAUUAUGAUUUUGUGAGAAAUGUUGUGAGAAUACUUUAUCACAAGCAUUCUUCAUCUAUUACUUGAAUUUUAUACAAUGCACUGAUGUGAGUUCCUCACGUAUAUUUCUGUUUGGUGGUACGCUUGAUUUGUGUGUGUGUGUGUGUGUGUGUGUGUGUGUGUGUGUGUGUGUGUGUGUGUGUGUGUGUGUGUGUGUGUGUGUGUGUGUGAAGCGUGUAGUAUGUAAUAAUUUUAUUAGCAGCUGUGUUUCAUAGGUUUCAACUUAAUUAACUACAGUGUCUUGCCACUGCUGCUGUCUUUGCAGCUGCUAUCUCAUCUGUUUAUUCUACUGUCCAUCUGCUUUUGAUGUUCACUGAACCCAAUAGUUUCAAUAGAAUUCAUUUAAAAGUUGAAAAUAUAAUGACUGGAUUUACUUCAUAUCCCCUGCAAGAAUAACAUUUCGUUUAAAUGUAACAUAAUUAUGCUCCUUGUAUAAUAUAUUUAGUCAUUCCAGGUAAUUUAUUGAGUAAUAAAUGCAGAUGGGGAUUUUAAUAUCUUUUGAACAUGAACGUAGUUUUUAAAGCCUUCAAGCUACUGUACCAAAGACAUGAUUAUUUUUAUAAUGUUUUUUAUGGUUUUAUCAUGUCAGUAUUUUAAAGAAUUGUACUUGAAGGUAUCAUGGUGCUAAUGAAGAGGUUUGUCUUUUAGAACAGCAUUUGCCGGAUUAGUUUUGUGUACAGAACAUUUGCCGUUUAAAAGAGGACAAAUAAUUUGCCAUGGAUUUGUGAGGGCAUCAGGUAUGUUUUUCAAUGGAGCAAGCAGCAUUUAUUACAGUUGUCAUCCUUAAUUAUAAGGUUAGCAGCUGUAUUAGAUUUUUUAGACCCCCUCGUGCUCUCUCUCUCUCUCUCUCUCUCUCUCUCUCUCUCUCUCUCUCUCUGUCUCUCUGUGUGUGUGUGUGUGUGUGUGUAUGUGUGUGUGUGUGUGUGUGUGUGUGUGUGCGUGUGCGUGUGUGUCUGUCUGGGCGCGUGCGAUUGCUCCUCUGUGUAAGGUGGCCUAAAACAACUAUAAACUGUAUCUAAAUUAUAAUAAUACUUUUAACGUUUUUUUGUGUAUUUUGGUACUUGCAGUUCACUCAAUAAACCACCUCUCAUUCAUUUAUUGUAUUGGCUUGGAUUUGCAUGAGAAGGACCUUCAUUUUCACAUCUUAUGUUCAUUCAUCAUCUGAGUGUGUCAUGAACAUGUAUGAUUAGUGAAAAAUUUAUCUGAGUCCAGGUCUGAAUGGUUGUUUCUCUAUUUUUUGUCUGCUUUGUGGAAGUUAUUUUCUUUUAGUGACUAGUUUACAAAUAGAUUUCAUUAGUAUAAUGAAUGUAACUGUGAAUUGUGGGAUCAUUAGCAGUUUGUAAAGAAAAAGUGAAUUUUUCAUACAGGAAAUGUAUGUGCAAUUACUUUUCAAAAUUGGUUAACUAAUUUGUCUUUUAUCACCAGAACAAAAAUUAUCUUCUGGAAGAUGAACCAUUAAAGUAUAUAAACAGCGAGCUCAAAAUUGUUUUAGAUUAUCAUGAAAUUUAGCUUUCACCUAUUUUAAUGUCAGACAAUAGGAGUAAAGUAUUGCAACUUGGUAUACUUACUUUCCCCGUACAUCUUCAGUGAUUUUCUCACACACAAAUAACUAAUUGUGUCUCCUUUUUUAAUGUUUUUCUGUUGUUGGCUGACACCUUUUCUAAAAUGAACAUGGCCAAAAAAUUGAUGUAAUAUUCAAUGUCAGUUUCUGAUUGUGUUUCAUAAGAAUUCAGCUUCAUGAAACAUUAAAAACUUGUGAUAUUGUCAUGUAUAGUCAUAAAAUACUGCUACAGGAAGAUAUUCAUCUCCAAUAUGUGGAGUGUUGGAACACUAAAACAUUUUUUGUUUAUUGAGGGUUUCAGAAAAUAUUUCGAAUAAAUGAUGCUGUUCAUGACAGUUGUGUUACAGUGACAGGGAAAACAAGUCAAAGUUGUAUAUGAAAAUAUUUCUUGUCAACCCUUGUUUUAUGUACUAAUUUUUUGUGUAUUUUUAUGUUGUAUAUAAAAUGUAACUGUACAUUUCUAAUUAUGGUGCUUUCUGUGUAAAGGGCACUUUUAGACUGAUGGACAGACUGUGUAAAAAUAUCUGUAAUAUUAGGAAAGUGGUUUGUUGUGAAAAAGUACUAUUACUGUGACUUAACUUUGUAUCAUUGUUAUUUCUAAUCACACAAGCAUCUUAAAAAGUGUUUGCUGUAUACAUUGCAGUUCUAUACUUAUCAGAAUGGCUCCCCUGACACAGUCUGAUAUACAUUUUUAUAUAUUAGCCUCAUAUCAUAAUUUUGUUUGCAGCAAGUGUUCAGACAUUCUUUGUCAUGAAUGCAUUACUAAUUGAUGUCAACAGCGUAUGCUUUGUUGCCUGUGUAUUCAACUUGUUUCUUUUAUUUCUAUGGCUAUGAAUAUAUAUAUGAGAGAGAGAGAGAGAGAGAUUGAGAGAGAGAGAGAGAGAGAGAGAUUGAGAGAUUGAGAUUGAGAUUUUCAUGAUAACUGCUUUUCUUUAUUCUUAUUUUUGUACCAAUAGAUUGGUGGAAAACUGAGGAGAAUUUCAUUAAAAAAAUUAUCAUCUGUGCUCUGGGGAAAUGCAUCAAUAAUCUGCCAGUCAAGAAAAGAAUGUCUGGGUCACUUUUAACAACUUGUCCAUCAAUAAGAUCUCAUGAUUAAGGAAAAUGUUAGAAGUAUCUGUACCGUAGUUUGUAAUUGCUUGGAAGCUGUAAUAAGGUCAAAUUCUGUGAUGUUUUGACUCUUAAGUACAGUGCUAUUUCUAAAUAAUCUACUCUUUACAAGAGUUUAUAAAAUGUUGAAUAUGAAUUUUUGUACUGAGGAGUAUAUUAAAUAUAUCUUCUGUA